Molecule: messenger RNA, 1771 nt
Organism: Mustela erminea (ermine)
Lineage: Eukaryota; Metazoa; Chordata; Mammalia; Carnivora; Mustelidae
Gene: GAS8
Product: growth arrest specific 8
Exons: 11
Coding region: 248-1663 (471 amino acids)
Biological process (GO): flagellated sperm motility
Cellular component (GO): motile cilium; microtubule; Golgi apparatus
Molecular function (GO): small GTPase binding; microtubule binding
Source: RefSeq, a predicted model, not a curated record
UGAGUACGAGAGGUUAGGGGAGCUGACCGAGGUUGCACAGCCAGGCACUGGAAUCCCAAGGGUCGGAAUCCAAGCCCAAAGACGGCACUUUCAUAAAACCAAACCAAACCAAAGAAAAUCAGGGAGCAAGAGUUUGUUCCCGGCUGGGAGUGAAAAAGGCCCCCAGAGGAGGAAGGCACCCAAGAAGAAAGGGAAGAAAGGGAAAACCAAAGGUGCCCCGAUUGUUGACGGGCUUGCUCCAGAGGACAUGAGCAAGGAGCAGGUGGAGGAGCACGUCAGCCGCAUCCGCGAGGAGCUGGACCGGGAGCGGGAGGAGCGCAACUACUUCCAGCUGGAGCGGGACAAGAUCCACACCUUCUGGGAGAUCACGCGGAGGCAGCUGGAAGAGAAGAAGGCCGAGCUGCGCAACAAAGACCGGGAGAUGGAGGAGGCUGAAGAGAGGCACCAGGUUGAGAUCAAGGUGUACAAGCAGAAGGUGAAACACCUGCUGUACGAGCAUCAGAACAACCUGACGGAGAUGAAGGCCGAGGGCACUGUGGUCAUGAAGCUGGCGCAGAAGGAGCACCGCACGCAGGAGGGAGCACUGCGCAAGGACAUGCGGGCGCUGAAGGUGGAGCUCAAGGAACAGGAGCUGGCCAACGAGGUGGUGGUGAAGAACCUGCGGCUGAAGCACACGGAGGAGAUCACCAAGAUGCGGAAUGACUUUGAGAGGCAGGUGCGAGAAAUUGAGGCCAAGUAUGACAAAAAGAUGAAGAUGCUCAGGGAUGAACUCGACCUGCGGAGAAAGACCGAGAUCCACGAGGUGGAGGAGAGGAAGAACGGCCAGAUCAACGCGCUGAUGCAGCGGCACGAGGAGGCCUUUACGGACAUCAAGAACUACUACAACGACAUCACCCUCAACAACCUGGCGCUCAUCAACUCCCUCAAGGAACAGAUGGAAGACAUGCGCAAGAAGGAGGACCACUUGGAGAAGGAGAUGAUGGAGGUGUCCGUGCAGAACCGGCGCCUGGCAGACCCCCUCCAGAAGGCUCGCGACGACAUGAAUGAGAUGCAGAAGAAGCUGGGCAGCUACGAGAGAGACAAGCAGAUCCUGCUGCGCACAAAAGCACGUUUGAAGGUCGCGGAGAAGGAGCUGAAGGACCUGCAGUGGGAACAUGAGGUGCUCGAGCAGCGGUUCGUCAAGGUGCAGCAGGAGCGGGACGAGCUGUACAGGAAGUUCACGGCGGCCAUCCUGGAGGUGCAGCAGAAGGUGGGCUUCAAGAACCUGGUUCUGGAGCGGAAGAUGCAGGCGCUGAGUGCUGCCGUGGAGAAGAAGGAGGCACAGUUCAAUGAGGUGCUGGCAGCCUCCAACCUGGACCCCGCGGCGCUGACCCUCGUGUCCCGCAAACUGGAGGACGUUCUCGAAUCAAAGAACAGCACCAUCAAGGACUUGCAGUAUGAGCUGGCCCGGGUCUGCAAGGUACCUGGAGCCCCUGCCCCCUCUCAGGGCCCCACCUUGUCUACACCUUGGAGGUACACAUGGCCUGAGGCUGUCUGGGCCUUUUCAGGUCACUCAGUGUGUGGCCUGGGCUGCAUCCCCACAACUCUAGCUACUGUUCUGGUGUCCCUUCCGGGGUCUGCUCAGUGGCUAUCUGGCCCACAACGACCUGCUGCGCACCUAUGAGGCGAAGCUCCUGGCCUUUGGGAUCCCUCUGGACAAUGUGGGCUUCAAGCCUCUGGAGACAGCUGUGAUUGGGCAGACGCUGGGCCAGGGCCCUGCAGGACUCGUGAG